Pelobates cultripes (western spadefoot toad) is the source of this 176-nucleotide messenger RNA. The record is from the annotation of a GenBank genome assembly. Lineage: Eukaryota; Metazoa; Chordata; Amphibia; Anura; Pelobatidae.
AUGGCUGACACAGUCCUGGAGGGGGCUCCGAGUAUAUUGCGGCCUGGUGUGCAGCGUGGAAGGGAGAAGCGGCCAAAUCUCCCGCCUGGAGCAGCCUGUGCCAAGCCAAACACCAGCUGUCCUCCCUCCUUUGGACCUGCGGGGAUGAUCCCGGAAUGGACCCAGGAGGUUUCUCA